UAUAUACAGAGGUGGAGAGAAACAAUAAUCAAUAUUCGUUAACAGUCCUAGUGUUUAGGAGGUUCAUAACUAAUAUCAACACCAUGAUGAUUUUGGUUUUAAUAUCCUGUGCCCUCGCCAUCUGUGAAGCUGGCUACGCAUCACCUUACUACUACUCACAACAUAACUCAGUUAUUCUACCCAACGGAGCUCCUUUAGACACUCCCGAGGUCCAACUAGCUAAAGCAGCCCAUUUCGCUGCUCACGCUAAAGCAAGGUAUGGCGCUCCAGUGGUUCCGUUAUUACACUAUGGUCAACCCCUUGCCCAUAACGCCCUUCCUUUGGACACUCCCGAAGUAGCAGCAGCUAAAGCUCAACAUUUCCAUGACUACGCUGUAGCCGCUCAACGCAACGGAGUCUCCGUUGGACACCUUCAACUCGCCCCAGGUCUUCCAGUCGAUACUCCUGAAGUCCAGCAUGCGAAAGCUGCUCACUUCGCUGCCCAUGCUGAAGCUGCAGCUCGUGCCCAUGGAUCUCACUACAGGAGGCGUCGCGGAGUCUACCCUCUCCAUUAUCCAGUCAUUGACCACAAUGGCGUACCAGUAGAGACCCCAGAAGUGCAAGCAGCAAAAGCUCAUCACUUUGCUGAAUAUGCUAAAGUUGCCAGUCGUCCAGGUCAGAAUAUUCCUGAAGCUGUGAACUACUAUGGUCAUCCUCAGACAAUUCAGUAUGGCGCGCCAGAAUAUUACCGCGGCCCAGGUGGUCCACCAGCCCAAAUCGGACCAGACGGACAGCCCAUUGAAACCCAUGAAGUUCAAGCUGCUAAGGCCGCGCAUUUUGCAGCUCAUGCAGCUGUCAGAGGAAAUAACUAUGGUCAUUUCGGGCACUAUUAAAACCAAUUCUCUGUGAAAGCUACAAAUUGGAGUUUGUAGUUACUGAUGAGAAACUAUAUGUGUCUCAACAGGAACCACAUAGCCUCUUUAAAGUUUUAUAAAAUAGGCGUGAUACCUUUAGUUUACUGUAAAUAUUGUUUGAAAAUAAACGGCAAAACAUAUGAUGUUAAUGAAACUGUGAA
Molecule: messenger RNA, 1054 nt
Organism: Leptinotarsa decemlineata (Colorado potato beetle)
Lineage: Eukaryota; Metazoa; Arthropoda; Insecta; Coleoptera; Chrysomelidae
Gene: Cpr92F
Product: Cuticular protein 92F
Source: RefSeq, a predicted model, not a curated record